Medicago truncatula (barrel medic) is the source of this 1492-nucleotide messenger RNA. Its product is annotated as chorismate mutase 3, chloroplastic. Gene Ontology annotation, biological process: aromatic amino acid biosynthetic process; chorismate metabolic process. The transcript has 8 exons. Bases 383 to 1174 code for a protein of 263 amino acids. The record is from RefSeq and is a predicted model, not a curated record. Gene Ontology annotation, molecular function: chorismate mutase activity. Gene Ontology annotation, cellular component: cytoplasm. NCBI's taxonomy places the organism in Eukaryota, Viridiplantae, Streptophyta, Magnoliopsida, Fabales, Fabaceae.
CAAACCCACUUCGCAUGUUCCUUCCAAACCCACCAUUUUUCUUCGUUACCACCACAACUUUCUUCGCCCUCUUCAACUUCAAGCUACUUCCUCCCACUCUUCUUCUUCCUUUCCAUUCAGGCCAAGAGAAGAGACAUGAAUGGAAGUGAACUUUUGUUCCCAAUGAAAAUUUCCUGCUGCUAUGUUAUUCAACAUUGCUGGUGAGAGCAUGAAGUGAUGCAGAUAAUCCAAGCAUCCAAUUUCUUCAUCUAGAAAUUGUUAAGUCUCUAGUGAGAGUUGCUUUUACAACAAGAGAGAAACCUCUCCUCGCUUACGAAAAAUGGGAUUUGGGUCCUAAAUAGCAAGAAUCGGAAAUGAAAAUUACAGUAGUAGGACUGGAACUAUGGCAACCAGACAUUUAGGUAAAACAAGAGUGGAUGAAAGUAGGAGCUUGACUUUAGACUGCAUCAGACACUCUUUGAUUAGGCAGGAAGAUAGCAUAAUAUUCAAUCUUUUGGAGAGAGCUCAAUAUUCUUAUAAUGCAGACACAUAUGACAAAGCAUUCUUCUCAGAUGGUUUUCAUGGCUCUUUGGUUGAAUAUAUGGUCCACGAAACUGAAAAGCUUCAUGCACAGGUGGGAAGAUAUACAAGCCCGGAUGAGCAUGCUUUCUUCCCUACAAACUUACCUGAGCCACUGCUUCCUCCCAUGAAGUACCCACAGGUUCUGCAUCACUGUGCCAAUUCAAUCAAUCUAAACAAAAUGAUUUGGAAUAUGUAUUUUAAGGAGCUCCUUCCAAGAUUGGUAAAAGCAGGAGAUGAUGGUAACAGUGGAUCAGCUGCGGUCUGUGACACUCUUUGCUUGCAGGCUCUCUCAAAGAGAAUCCACUAUGGUAAAUUUGUUGCUGAGGCAAAGUUUCAAGAAUGUCCUUCUGUAUAUGAGGCUGCCAUUAAAGCGAAAGACAGGAAACGGCUACUGGAGUUGCUGACAUAUGAAUCAGUGGAGGAAUCGGUGCAGAAGAGAGUAGAAAUGAAGGCAAGAACAUUUAGUCAAGAGGUAAAGAUCAAUGAAGCUGGUGAUGUAGCUGAUCCUGUAUAUAGAAUCAAGUCAGGUUUGAUUGGCAAUCUUUAUGGUAAAUGGAUAAUGCCUCUCACAAAAGAAGUGCAGGUUGAAUACCUGUUGCGAAGACUUGAUUAAACAGAAGAAGAUGGCUUCGUCUUUUUAGAACUUAAUCAAGUAAUUUUUGCUUUUCAAUUCUUAGAACUUGAUGCAAAUACUCAAGAACUCUAGGUUGAGGAAAGUUUUCACCUAUUUCUUGAGUGGAGGAGAAUGAUGAAGGGUGUGUUUAUCGGAUUUUUUUUUUCCUUUAAAUUUUGUGACUUUUUAGGUUGAGGAAUUAUCUCUUAUUCAUGAUCAAGAUUCAGGGAUAGUUGGACUUUUAUUAUUCUCAGAAUUUAAGUAUUUCUUCAAGUAUAUUAUCAUAAAGUGAAAUAUUGCAUUUGUGAUUGAACAAAA